Messenger RNA from Eremomyces bilateralis CBS 781.70, 1705 nucleotides. Its product is annotated as heme oxygenase-like protein. NCBI's taxonomy places the organism in Eukaryota, Fungi, Ascomycota, Dothideomycetes, Eremomycetales, Eremomycetaceae. Bases 393 to 1532 code for a protein of 379 amino acids. Gene Ontology annotation, biological process: heme oxidation. The transcript is spliced from 2 exons. Gene Ontology annotation, molecular function: heme oxygenase (decyclizing) activity. The record is from RefSeq and is a predicted model, not a curated record.
CGCCGCUACAAGAUGUUGCUAUUGAUCAUCCACCGUUCCAAAAUGACCAGGUCAAGAGACGCUGCUGAUAUGGAUGACUCCCUCAGGUUAUCCCUCCAGAGUGUGUAUGAAGAGCAAGAUUUACCAUGGUGCCUAUUCCCCCGCUAGUGUUCCGGUGCCACUGCCACCUUGAUCUCAUGACCUUGUUUGCACAGUCAAAGUCACUCCGCCUCCAACCAUAUCCCCUGCGUGGAUGUUGCCUGGAUGUAUUAUGACUGAUGUAGCGCUACUAUGUAUAUAUCCCUUAAGAUGAAGACUGCUGAAGAGCACAUACUUAACCAGAAGUCCCACGCUUCUCUCCAACCGGUACUCUGCGCGACCUUUAGAAUCGGAACGUUUAGAAUAGGGACGAGAUGCUUCGAUCAAAGCCACCAGCAGAUGCUGAGUCUUUCGGGGCGCAGAUUAACAAGGCGACUCAAUCAGCGCAUACGAAGCUCAACCGCCUCAUCACAUCUCGACUCCCGCUCGCUUUGCCCCCGCAUACAUCCAGUCCAGAUCUCUACGCAAACGGCAUCCUCCACUUCGCGCACAUAUUCUUCACCCUCGAGGCAUCCAUCCGCGACCUCCUUCCCUCGCCCACCGAUGGCACCCGCUCGCCGAUUCACCAGGCACGGCUUAAAGAACUGUUAGAGGAUCCAUGGGUGAACAUCCAAACCUACUCCGACAUUCUCGCCGCAAGGUCUUCCCAGAUUGAACACGCUCAGACGUCCCCCAACCUGCCACCUGAUGACGCAACUUCCCCUCCGCUAAAGCCGAACGCAGUGCUUCUCCAAAUGCUGUCGCACCUGCUUCCCGUAGGCCUUCACCGCACCCCCACGCUCCAAGCGGAUCUCGCAUAUCUUCUCAAUAUCCAGCCGAUCGAUCUCUCCGUCUCCCUAUCCGCGUAUCCAAGUCCUGCCGUCCAAAACAUUUGCCAACGCAUCCGGCGCGUUGCAAACGAGAAGCCGCAUGUUCUAUUGGCAUAUGCAUGGACUUUCUACCUGGCAAUCUUUAGCGGUGGAAGAUGGAUCCGGAGCCAGUUAGUUGCCAGUGGACCUGGAUUUUGGGGAGCAGAUUUUGAUGGCGAGAGCCAUCCUGAAACAGACGAGAAGCCAUGUGCCCAGGAGACCAAGGGACUUGGUCUCUGGUGCUUUGAGGGGGGCCAGGACGGGGAAGAUAUCAGAGCAGGGUUCAAGAGUCAGUUCGAGUGUAUAGGGAACAUGCUUUCCGAAGAGCAGAGGGUUGAGGUGCUUGAGGAGGCCGAAGUGGUAUUUAAAGCUUGCGAGGAUAUUGUCACUGAGUUGGAUACUGAGUUUCGCAACUCUAACACGACACUGGGCGGGACAGAGCGCGCUACGAGCAAGAAAUAUUCUGUUCAUGAUACACCUAGUGGGGUUUUGCGAAAUACUGGAGUACGUCGUGUUGACUGGUUCCCACACGCCAUUGCUGGUGUUGCGGUUGUCGCUAGCGCACUCGGAUGGUAUGCGUUGGGUCGCUCUGGGGUUUGGACAUGAAGAUCUAUCACUAUAGCGUGAACUUCGUGCUGCAGGAUGGACGAUGGAUGGGGGUGUUGGUAUUUGUGGGGGUGUACGAGGGUGGUGGCGCUGGAAUUCAUGAUACCCGUUUCAUAUCGGUCACAUACUCGAUGUUGCAUAAGUAAUUUGCUAUUCAAAUCAAUACGUCGAGA